AUGGAUACUACGGUCGAUAUCGGACGACGCCUCGUCCAAAUGUUCUGGGACCCGGAGCCCACCAACGACGUCAUCCGCGAUCAGCCCGUAUGGUGUCUCGGCUCGCGUUACACUCUGAAUAACAACAACACCGGUCUAAAACGUGAGCCUACCGUUGCUACCGCACCCGACCCUGAAGAUUCGACGAGGAGACCAGACCCCUCCCCCGCCCAACUGCCCGAAACCCCACCCGACUCGAUAUCCAGUAGCUUCGAUGAGUCCUUAGCUUAUGAGGAAGCCCCUCGGGACGGAGGUUGGCCCCCAGCCUUCCUCGAUGAUUUCGAAUCUAGAAUUUGGAUGACCUACCGCUCCGAGUUCGACCCCAUACCAAGGUCCCAUGACCCAAAGGCCCUCGCUGCCUUAUCAUUCUCCAUGCGAAUCAAAACGCAGCUGUCUGACCAGACUGGCUUUGCCUCGGAUAGUGGCUGGGGCUGCAUGAUUCGGUCUGGUCAGAGUCUACUUGCCAAUGCUAUGGCUGUACACCGACUUGGCCGAGAAUGGCGACGGGGCGCGCGGGAAACAGAAGAAAGAGGGAUCUUGGCCUUAUUCGCAGACGAUGCGAGGGCUCCUUAUUCAAUACACAACUUCGUGCGUCACGGUGCGUCAGCUUGUGGUAAAUACCCGGGUGAAUGGUUCGGACCCUCAGCGACGGCUAGAUGCAUUCAAGUUCUGACUAAUACGCAAGACCAAAAUCUCCGUAUUUAUUCUACGGGUGAUGGUCCAGACGUCUACGAAGAUAACUUCAUGAAGAUCGCGAAACCGGAAGGUACCACUUUCCACCCCACCGUCAUCUUGGUGGGAACGAGACUCGGCAUAGACAAGAUCACACCUGUCUACUGGGAAGCGCUGGUGGCUUCGUUACAGAUGAAACAGUCGAUAGGCAUAGCUGGCGGUCGGCCGUCCUCUUCCCAUUACUUUAUCGGAGUUCAAGGACUCCACUUCUUCUAUCUUGAUCCUCAUUAUACAAGACCCAUCUUUCCAUAUCGCGAGGACGUCACGCAAUAUACUAAAGAAGAGGUUGAUACCUGUCAUACCAGAAAGUUGCGCCGCUUACACAUCAAAGAGAUGGACCCUAGCAUGUUGAUCGGCUUUCUCAUUCGCGAUGAGGAAGAUUGGCUAGAUUGGAGGCGUAGCGUGCAGCAUGUCCAAGGCAAAGCCAUCAUACACGUAUCCGACCAUGAUCCCGUCGCUCAAAUGAAGGAGCGCGGGAGCAUUAUAGAUGAUGUGGAGAUUUUGAGCGACGAGGACGACGCCGAUGACCAGGACACAGCCUCAAACGAUGAUCAGUCAAGGGAUGAGCAAUACCCAUAGCGUGGAAUGAAUGCUCUUGCCAUUAACGAGGUAUACGAUAAGAUAGUAUGAGGCGUUCCUGGGUUGAAAUGGUUUUUUUUCCACAGUGGCGCUGAGUCACGGCGGCUUUUCUCUGGAUAUAGAGCCGUCCUAACAAGAUGUAGGGCGAGUAGAGCAAGUUCAUGCUAAACAGAAGCCCUGCGGAGAAUUCGCGGUUGAGAGAAGCAUUGUUCUGAGUUGAAGUAGCAUAACACCAUGGAACAUGGAGGAGCUUGAGAGCGCUGGUGUGGUACCAAUUUAUACCAAAGCUGCGAUUCGGCCUGCUGCUGACUGGUGUAACCCAGGUGAUAAUGGUUGUGUCUUUCAUUGCCCAUAGUAGCUAGUUGACGUAGCCGCCACCCGCGCAUAUUAUAAUAAUAAAUAUCCCACGCCAGGCUCGUGAACGUAAUUAUUCCAUUCAUAUGAUCUAUUAAAUGGAACGAAGGAGAAAGCAGCCCGUUGGCAUCUCGGCGGAUAAU
Xylaria bambusicola is the source of this 1847-nucleotide messenger RNA. RefSeq lists its product as uncharacterized. Bases 1 to 1350 code for a protein of 449 amino acids. The transcript is spliced from 4 exons. NCBI's taxonomy places the organism in Eukaryota, Fungi, Ascomycota, Sordariomycetes, Xylariales, Xylariaceae. Gene Ontology annotation, molecular function: protein-phosphatidylethanolamide deconjugating activity. The record is from RefSeq and is a predicted model, not a curated record.